AUGGCAGUCCUCACCUCUGUAUUUGUGGGAUCUAUAAUCUCAGCAAUGUUGUAUGGUGUGACCUGUGGUCAGGCAUGUCAUUAUCUCAGGAUAUAUCCUAAGGAUGGGGCCCGAAUGAAAGGAAUGAUGUGUCUCAUGGGCCACUACAUGUGGUUCUUAUUCAUACGCAAGUGCGAUGGGAAAUCCCCAUUGGACACAAAUAUGUGGUUUUUAACAGGAGUAAUUCAUAUGGAACCUAGUUUUCAUACUAUCAGAGGACUGAGUGAUUGCCAGCAAAUUGUUAUCUUCAUGGUUCAAUGCUUUUAUAUCAGAAAGAUAUGGAAUUGCAAGAUCAGGUUUGCAUACACCCUUUCACUGGAUCAUCCAGUCUCCGUCACAGUGGAUGCUGUAUUCAAGUACUUUGAGCCUUCACUAGGUGAUAUUCAAAGCCAAGAUGGCAGAAAAGCCAAAGUAGGUGCUGAGCUCCCCAUAGCAUAUGUUGUAACAUCUCUCCUUGGCCAGAUUCUGCUACUGGUUGCCUUGAUCAUGAACAUUGUCAUAGAUGUUGGGAUCACAGGGAGCAUGUGUCAAGUCAUGCUUCAGCACAAAGCAUCAUCACUGUCUAAUUCCAGAUCUGUUGUCAAAGGCAUCAUACAGUGGGCAGUUGCAACUGGAUUGACAGUCACCUGCUGGAUUCACACAGGCAACCUUUGCAGUGUAGCUGCCAUCACAUUGAUGGUUGAAGCCCUAGUCCUUGCAAAGAAUGACUUUGUCCCAGCUGGUUUAUAUCUCAUUGGAGCAAAAUUAUACGCCAAUUCCAUGCUUGCCUCCUCAUCAGUUCUACAGACUCAAUGGCCGUCAAUCAAUUAG
This is a messenger RNA of Gloeophyllum trabeum ATCC 11539, 849 nucleotides long. RefSeq lists its product as uncharacterized. The transcript has 15 exons. The coding region runs from base 1 to 849 and encodes 282 amino acids. The record is from RefSeq and is a predicted model, not a curated record. Lineage: Eukaryota; Fungi; Basidiomycota; Agaricomycetes; Gloeophyllales; Gloeophyllaceae.